Messenger RNA from Histoplasma capsulatum G186AR, 1020 nucleotides. RefSeq lists its product as uncharacterized. NCBI's taxonomy places the organism in Eukaryota, Fungi, Ascomycota, Eurotiomycetes, Onygenales, Ajellomycetaceae. The coding region runs from base 1 to 1020 and encodes 339 amino acids. The transcript is spliced from 4 exons. The record is from RefSeq and is a predicted model, not a curated record.
AUGAAUAGUGGUAUCCAAAGUAUCCGGGCCGUCGAGACAAGGAUGCACCAUCGGGCUCUUGAGCCAGCGAGAUGGCUGAGCCGUUUUGAACGGGCGGCGUCUCAGUCUUGGACUGCUAUUGACCUAUCACCUAGCGGUCGGGCUGUAUACUGUACUUGUGAUUGGAAGACGACCUCUUUUAGUAUCGUUAUUGUUGGACCUGGUAUAGUUGACCCCAUCUGCUGGGACGGAGCAUUUGCCAGACCCCAAAGAAUGGUUCACCAGCCGCCCUACGAACCUGACUGUCGGGUCCAGCUGCGUACUAUUAACUUUGGGGUUUUUGUAAAUAACUACCCUGUCUAUAUCCAUCAUCUGUUGUACGAGGUAGUUACCGCAAGCGUAGCCUAUGAAGAGGCAGAAACUUUAAGAUCCCUUCAACCAAGCUUCAGGAGGACGUUAAUGAUAAUUUCUCCCUCCAAGAUUCCUAAAGAAUUUGGCAAUCAGCAAGGGCCCUGUUUAGGGGAACUAUUCGACCCCACAGCAUGCCUAACUAAAGCGCAAUUUGGAUAUUUCAUCAAUCUUACUACGUGCAGCAAGGCUCUUAGCACGUCUCCGUGCGUCGCUCCAUUAGAGAAGAGAAAUUUCCCUUUGAACGGAAAACGGAAUGGGCUUUUUUUUGCGUCGUUGACUGCAGACUUCGACAUACCGCUGCCUUCAUCGGAGCAACACAUACACCUCUGCAACGGAAGUUGCUUACGGAAUUCAGUUUUCACACUGCGACGAUCACGCAAUGGAUGGAUUUGGGAAAUCCUCCUCGUAUCGUUACAAACCGAAAAUGAGAGGUGGGUUCCAGUUCAUAAUUGCCUUGGGGUGCUGAAGCGCAUUCGUGAAUAUCUUGCGAGCGGCAUGCCCAACUCGCAGGACUGCGUAUCCUCUUGCAUGCGUUCGAGCCGUGUGGCAUUUGUCGGGAUCUCGUUUAAGCCCAACUGGAACCGUGUUCGCAAGCGCUGUAUAUAUACCUCUCUCUUUAUCAAGAUGUGA